CGGGGCGUUCGUUUUUCAAAACCAUCGCUAGUCACUUCCCUCUCAUUACCGGACGGGAACCUCGCUCGCUCCCUUCUCCGCUUUCUUAUCCGGACCGCCUCUUGCCAAUCUCACCGUCGAUUCUAACCCGUCCUUAUCCAGUCAUCCAACCCUACUAUUGUCGGCUUACACGUCGAUCCCCAUUCUCGUUCGAGAUGGGCAAUUCUCAGGCAAAAGAGAGCCGGCCGCUUGCUUCGUCCAGUCGCCGCAGUCAUCACCAUGGCCCAUACGGUGACCGCCACCAUGGUGAUGGUUCCAGGUCGAAUCGGGGUAGCCGCCCCGAUCUGUCCCUGCUCGGAAUAGGCGGAAGUUCCGAGCGAGAUUUGGCCACGCUCGAACAUCGACGAGAAACAAGGCAGGAACGAGAGGCUCGUCGCCUAGAGAAAGAGCGGGUAGCUCGGCUCAAGGAGCGGGAGCGUAGUAUGAGAGAAGAACAUGUGGACGGUGGUUAUCUGGUGACCCAAGGUGUCUAUACGGGCCCAGAGGAUUUUAACAAGGCUGUGGUGCGACAGCUAAUGAUCGAACGACGACUUGCGCCGUUUUGGAGAGGACUGAAUGACUUCUCGGACUCGUGGACAGAGCACCAGCUUAUGGCUGCGGCGCGCGGUCUUCCCAUACCCCCUCCCGAUGAGAUCCCCCCUGAGCUGGAAUAUAAGAACCCACCCAAGGCCGCAGAAGACGCAAAGGAGGCUUCGGAUUCAGCCGCAGUGCAAUAUUUGAUGGUCCCCAUAACGUCAAGAUCGCAGUCAUACGGAUCCGAUGCUUCCCAGUCUUCCACGCCCGCACAUUCCCUCCCCUCCCCAACAUCUCCUAUCGCGUCCGGCACAUCGAGCUCACCACUGUUUAGAGCGCGAGCCAAGACUCUUGCGUCGCUAACCACGCCGAAGCAUGGAAUCCAGUCUGAUGCGGCUUCACGUGAAAUGCAGUUGCCUCGUGACCCGUUUGUGAACGGACAACCCAUUGAAGCAUACCUAUAUAAGGACGCGGCGGAAUGUCCUAUCUGUUUUCUGUACUAUCCUCCGUAUCUCAAUCGGACGAGGUGUUGCGACCAGCCAAUAUGCUCCGAAUGUUUUGUUCAGAUUAAACGUCCCGACCCUCAUCCGCCGGAGCAUGGGGAUUCUAACCCGGAUUCUGCUCCAGCUGAGGGUGGUGAACAAGCCGAAAGCCAAGACUGUCAGCUAGUAUCGGAACCAUCGGCAUGUCCAUUCUGUGUCCAGCCGGAGUUUGGGGUGACAUAUGCGCCCCCGCCGUUCCGGAGAGGGCUAGCGUACGCUUCUGAUCCGAGCUCGCGCCCCAAUGUGGCCUCUCCACUGUCUUCCACAUCCUCCCUAUCCUCCGGGAACACCCCCACCACCGGUCGUCGACGCGCGACCUCGUUAUCUGCAAACGACCCAACUGUGAUCACUACCGAUAGGAUUCGUCCCGACUGGGCUCAGAAGCUUGCCAAUGCUCGAGCUCAUGCGGCGCGGCGGUCGGCAGCAGCUACUGCCCUUCAUACUGCAGCUUACUUGAUGCACUCUAACGGCGCUGGGAAUGAUUCCCGGAUUGGUCUGGGAAGAAGGAGUGUCAUGCGGAGAAACGGCGCGCCCGAAGCCCAGAAUUCCAACGCGCGCACCGGAUCCCCGGCGCUGCAGGCGCUGGCGUUCCUCACGGAUAGGCGUGGAGCUGGCCACGAGGCCGACUCGGCGGAAGAAGGGUCCGGUAACAUCGCGCCACCUCGCCAGAGCUCGAGGCGGAAUCGCAUAGACGAUCUGGAAGAGAUGAUGAUGAUGGAGGCGAUCCGACUAAGUCUAGCGAGCGAGGAAGAACGGCGCAAGAGGGAGGAGAAAGAGGCCAAGAAAGAGGCCAAAAGAAAGGAGAAGGAAGCCAAGAAGGCAGAAAAGGUUGCGCGCAAAACCGGGCUCACCAGUCACAAUGCGAGCAGCUCCGCCUUGGAUGUGCCUCCGGAUGCGCGGCUGGGUAGGGUUACCAGCAGUUCCUCUUCCAUUGCGGCUGAGGAGCUUGUAUCAGCCGGCAAGGGUAAGGAGGUAGACCGCUCUGAACCAGCUGGUGGCUCCGCCGCUGAAGCCAGUGCUGCGGCCGAGGAAGUGCAGGCCGCGGCAGCAUCGGCAAGCGCGGCCGACCAAGCGCCGAGUAUGUCACCUCCAUCAGUUGUCCAGUCGUCUUUCAAAGAUGUCACGAGGCCUUCGCAUCUUCGGCAUGUUUCCAGCGCAUCGUCAUCGUUCUCCUCGCUGGUCGAAUCGAUGUCGGAAGACCAUGCGGGCUCGGCUGAGGGAGCAGGCUCCUUUGCAGAGCCCCUUUACAAUUUUCGCAGCUUGGCAGCCGUGAUCGGGGAUGAAGAGAAGGGCGAUGAGGCACCGGAGCAUGUUGAAGAGAGCCCGGCCAAGCCGAAUGUGGAGGGAUCAGCCUCGCAGCCGGUGGCAGAGGCAUCCGUUGCUGAACCCACAACCACCACCGAGGCUAAGGUACCCAUGGAGGAGCAGCGCGACAGGCUGAUGCCGAAAGAGCUGGAGACCCAAUCCGUCGAAAUUACGAGUGCCACACAUGAUACGGAGACUACGUCGUGAAGCUGCCAAC
Molecule: messenger RNA, 2616 nt
Organism: Aspergillus eucalypticola CBS 122712
Lineage: Eukaryota; Fungi; Ascomycota; Eurotiomycetes; Eurotiales; Aspergillaceae
Gene: sip5
Product: Sip5p
Exons: 2
Coding region: 195-2606 (803 amino acids)
Cellular component (GO): cytoplasm
Source: RefSeq, a predicted model, not a curated record